AUGGCGUUGGCGUCUCUGUCCAAGGUGGUGCUGGGGUCGGCGGCGUUCGGGGUGUUCUGGGUACUCGCCGUGUUCCCGUCGGUGCCGUUCCUGCCGAUCGGCCGCACGGCGGGCGCCCUGCUGAGCGCGGCGCUGAUGGUCGUCUUCCACGUGAUCAGCCCCGACGACGCCUACGCCUCCGUGGACCUCCCCAUCCUGGGCCUCCUCUUCGCCACCAUGGUCGUCGGCGGUUACCUCAAGGGCGCCGGCAUGUUCGGCCACCUGGGCCGCCUGCUGGCGUGGCGGAGCCAGGGCGGCCGCGACCUCCUCUGCCGCGUCUGCGUCGUCACCGCGCUCGCCAGCGCGCUCUUCACCAACGACACCUGCUGCGUCGUGCUCACGGAGUUCGUGCUGGAGCUCGCCGCCGAGCGGAACCUGCCCGCGAAGCCAUUCCUCCUGGCACUCGCCACCAGCGCCAACAUCGGGUCCAGCGCCACGCCCAUCGGCAACCCGCAGAACCUGGUCAUCGCAUUCAACAGCAAGAUCUCCUUCGUGAGCUUCUUCCUCGGCAUCCUGCCGGCCAUGCUCGCCGGCAUGGCCGUCAACAUGGUCAUGCUGCUCUGCAAGUACUGGAAGGACCUGGAGGGGGUCAGCCCCGACGCCGAAAGCAAGGAGAUGGUGGCCGUCGAGGAGGGGCGCCGGCCGUCCCCGCUGACGGCCACCACGCUCAAGAGCCCUGCUCGGGUGCUGUCCGCCGACGACCACGACUCGGUGAUGGCGGAGAGCAUCUCGACCAAGCACCGGUGGUUCAUGCAGUGCUCGGAGCCACAGCGGAGGCUCUUCCUCAAGAGCUUCGCCUACAUCGUCACCGCCGGGAUGCUGGUGGCAUACAUGCUCGGGCUCAACAUGUCGUGGACCGCCAUCACCACCGCCGUCGCCCUCAUUGUCGUCGACUUCCGCGACGCCGAGGCCUGCCUCGGCAAGGUGUCCUACUCGCUGCUGGUCUUCUUCACGGGAAUGUUCGUCACGGUCAGCGGCUUCAACAAGACGGGCCUCCCUGGGGCCAUCUGGAACGUCAUGGCGCCCUACUCCAAGAUCAACCACGUCAGCGGCGUCACCGUCCUCUCUCUCAUCAUCCUCCUCCUCUCCAACCUCGCCUCCAACGUACCAACAGUGUUACUGAUGGGGGACGAGGUGGCGGCAUCGGCAGCGACGAUCUCGCCGGCCGCGGUGACACGGUCAUGGCUGCUGCUGGCAUGGGUGAGCACGGUGGCAGGCAACCUAUCACUUCUCGGGUCGGCGGCCAACCUCAUAGUGUGCGAGCAGGCGCGUCGGGUGCCCCGCAACGCACACGACCUCACCUUCUGGAGCCAUGUCGUCUUCGGUGUCCCCUCCACGCUCGUCGUCACCGCCGUUGGCAUACCCCUUAUCGGCCUCAUCAACGUCGCCUAAAACCAGCAUAAUUAUCAGUAUUGCCAAAAUUUAGCAGUUGAUCGACCAAUUCAAGCCUAAUUAUGCUUGCUCCGUUCUAGUGCAUGAUCA
Lolium rigidum is the source of this 1521-nucleotide messenger RNA. Its product is annotated as silicon efflux transporter LSI3-like. The coding region runs from base 1 to 1431 and encodes 476 amino acids. The record is from RefSeq and is a predicted model, not a curated record. Lineage: Eukaryota; Viridiplantae; Streptophyta; Magnoliopsida; Poales; Poaceae. Gene Ontology annotation, cellular component: membrane. Gene Ontology annotation, biological process: transmembrane transport. The transcript is spliced from 2 exons.